Nothobranchius furzeri (turquoise killifish) is the source of this 5796-nucleotide messenger RNA. It is a transcript of the gene ptpra, whose product is annotated as protein tyrosine phosphatase receptor type A. Lineage: Eukaryota; Metazoa; Chordata; Actinopteri; Cyprinodontiformes; Nothobranchiidae. Gene Ontology annotation, biological process: protein dephosphorylation. Gene Ontology annotation, molecular function: protein tyrosine phosphatase activity. The record is from RefSeq and is a predicted model, not a curated record.
UUUGCUGCUUCCCAUUCUUCCUAUGCAGACGCACAACAUGGCGGAUUAGAAGAGUCGGCCGACGCGCCCGGAAACACGAUAAACUGUGGGGGUUAUCAUCCAAAGAGGCAAUCAAAAAGCCCCUCCGCCUGGACGUCAAACAAGAGCGAGUUGCCUCGUUUCUCCGGGAGUGCCUUCGUUUUCUCUGGAUGUAAGAGAAGGAAGAGACUGCGAAGUGUUGGCAGUGUGUCCCAGGUUGUGCUUCCCUCCUCCGCUAUCACCCAGAUCCCCCCACCCCGCUCACACUCUCGGUUCCUGGGGUGUGGAGACUGGGGCCGGGGCUGAAAAAAAACGUGGAGGAGAAAAAAGCGGAUAAAUCCCAAAUUAGCAACAAUUUCUCACUUCACGUGCUUCCUUAGUGCGCCACAGGAGUUGUGGAACACUCUGUUCGAAUGAGUGAUUGAUGCCACCUUCGCUCCUUCAGGGCAGAAUGGGUGUGUGUCCCCUGCUCCUGCUGCUUGGUGUAGCCCUGAGGGCCUCGGCCCAGGAUCAAGUACCCGUCACAAGUCCUCCAAAUGUUGCUGCCAAACCAACAGACCUGCCUGUUACACCUCAAAACUUCACAUCUACAAAAGCUCCACCCUCUACAGACUCACCCACAACAUCUGCCCCCACAGUUAUCGUGCCAGCAACCAUAACAACAAAAACCACCACAAGUCAAAGUUAUAAUGAGGCCGCACAAUCAUCUGAACUCAAUUCCACGGUGGGACCGUCACCAAUUCCUCCACCACCUCCUCCUACUGAUGCUCCUGAAGCACCGACAAGCCCUGAGGCUCCCCCUACCCUCACCCAGGUGACCACCACUGUAGCUCCAGACAUCACAUCUCCACAGUCUGACUCCAACACAAAUAAAGAGACCACAAAACCAACCAAGAUGAGAACGUCAGACACCCCACCCGAUGAUUCUGAUGAUGAUGGUGACAUGCCCAUCAUAGCUGUCAUGGUGGCCCUGUCCUCCCUGCUGGUCAUCAUCUUCAUCGUCAUCAUCCUGUACAUGCUCAGAUUUAAGAAGUACAAGCAGGCAGGAAGCCAUUCAAACUCCUUCAGGUUGACCAAUGGCAGAUCAGAUGAGACAGAGAGCCAAAGUGUGCCGCUAUUGGCUCGCUCACCCAGCACAAACAGGAAGUACCCACCCAUUCUCAUCGACAAGCUGGAGGAAGAAAUGAACCGUCGCAUGGCCGAUGACAACAAGCUCUUCAGGGAGGAGUUUAAUGCCCUGCCAGUCUGCCCCAUCCAGGCUUCGUGUGACGCUGCUUCCAAGGAAGAGAACAAAGAAAAAAACAGAUAUGUCAACAUUCUGCCCUAUGACCACUCCAGGGUGCAUCUGUUGUCUUUGGAGGGAGUCCCUGACUCUGACUUUAUCAACGCUUCUUUUAUAAAUGGGUACCAAGAGAAGAAUAAAUUUAUUGCAGCACAAGGGCCAAAGGAGGAGACUGUAAAUGACUUUUGGCGGAUGAUUUGGGAGCAGAAUACAAUCACUAUCGUCAUGGUGACGAAUCUGAAGGAGAGAAAGGAGUGUAAGUGUGCACAGUACUGGCCGGACCAGGGCUGUUGGACAUACGGGAACAUCCGAGUCUCUGUGGAGGACGUGGUGGUUCUGGUGGACUACACCAUCCGCAAGUUCUGCAUCCAACAGGUGGGAGACGUUUCUGGGAAGAAGCCUCAAAGGCUCAUCACGCAGUUCCACUUCACCAGCUGGCCGGACUUCGGGGUGCCCUUCACUCCGAUCGGCAUGCUCAAGUUCCUGAAGAAAGUCAAGAACUGCAACCCCCAGUAUGCAGGCCCUAUUGUCGUCCACUGCAGUGCGGGUGUGGGGAGGACAGGUACCUUCAUAGUGAUCGACGCCAUGUUAGACAUGAUGGCUGUGGAGUCGAAGGUGGAUGUGUUUGGCUUUGUCACCAGAAUAAGAGCCCAGCGCUGUCAGAUGGUCCAGACAGAUAUGCAGUACGUCUUUAUCUUCCAGGCCUUGUUAGAACACUACUUGUAUGGAGACACAGAGUUAGAGGUGACGUCGUUAGAAAACCAUUUAACAAAGCUCGGCGCUCCCGCGCCCGGAGCCGGCUGCAACGGCCUGGAGGCUGAAUUCAAGAAACUAACAUCUGUCAAGAUUCAGAACGACAAGAUGAGAACGGGCAACCUGCAUGCCAACAUGAAGAAGAACAGGGUGACACAGAUCAUUCCAUACGAGUUCAACAGAGUGAUCAUUCCAGUCAAACGAGGAGAGGAAAACACGGACUACGUCAACGCCUCCUUUAUAGACGGCUACCGUCAGAAAGAUGCAUACAUAGCGAGUCAGGGGCCCCUGCUGUACACCAUAGAGGACUUCUGGAGGAUGAUCUGGGAGUGGAAGACCUGCUCCAUAGUCAUGCUGACUGAGCUAGAGGAGAGGGGGCAGGAGAAGUGUGCUCAGUAUUGGCCCAGUGACGGAACGGUAUGCCAUGGGGACAUUUCCAUUGAGAUUAAAAGGGAGGAGGAGAAUGAGAGUUACACGGUGCGCGACUUUCUAGUCACCAACAGCAGGGAAAACAAGGCUCGAGCGGUGCGUCAGUUUCACUUCCAUGGCUGGCCAGAGGUGGGGAUCCCUAUGGAUGGGAAAGGCAUGAUCAACAUCAUCGCCGCUGUGCAGAAACAACAGCAGCAGUCCGGCAACCACCCCAUCAUUGUGCACUGCAGUGCUGGUGCUGGCCGAACGGGGACCUUCUGUGCUCUGAGUACGGUUCUGGAGAGGGUGAAGGCAGAAGGCAUCCUGGAUGUCUUCCAGACGGUGAAGAGCCUCAGACUGCAGAGACCCCACAUGGUGCAGACACUGGAGCAGUACGAGUUCUGCUACAAAGUGGUCCAGGAAUACAUCGAUGCUUUUUCUGACUACGCCAACUUCAAGUAGGGAUCUGCCUUGGACCAACGGACGGAUGGUUGGAUGUUUGGACAUCCACCUACACUUAUUACAAGCAAAUGCUCGUACCAGAACACACUCAUACAUUCUCAAGCAGAAAGUUGCCCGUCUGUCGGACUCGUCAUCGGGAUCAGAUGAACUACCUGCAGGAAAAGGGGACAGAGGUAAACGCCCACAGGACAGGGCGGUGCAGUUGGACACGAAAAAACAACGGAGAUGCCUUCUUGACUAUUUUGUAACGAUGUUAAUAACUAGCCAUCACUUUCAUUUGCUUUACACCAUCACCCCCACCAUGUAAAUAUACUUACUGUGAUGCAUUUUAUUCUUUUGGUCUUAGACACAGUUUUGAGUGUGGCUGCAUUUUCAAGUGGCACCUGUAAUGUAUUUUAUUGGUAUACAUAGAUAUAUAAAAAAUAUAAAUAUAUAUGAAUAUAAAACCAAAUGUUUUGGUGGCUAACGUGCACACACACACACAUCAAGGGUUUUCUUUCUCCAGAGACUUAAAAUAUUUUUACUUUUCCUGAGCCACGUUGUAGAGAAGUGUGCUGUAGCAAGAUUCCACAUUCACUCAUGCACCCCAGAGUGUUUCCAUCAACCAGGCAGUCCUGACACACACACACACACACACACACACACACACACACACACACACACACACACACACACACACACACACACACACACACACACACACACACACACACACACACACACACACACACACACAAUGAAAGCCAUUUUUUCUGCACCCGUCAGCAAGACAUUCAUGAUUUCCUCUUCAUUUGGAGAUUCAAAGAUUCAUCAAGACUAAAUUUCUGGAUCUCCGCUAAGUAGCUCAUAGUCUCAGGUUUACACACACACAUGCACACGCUAAAUUAUCAAGAGCCAUUAAUUAUUUUGGAGAAUGGGUGUGUGCUGGCAGAACAGAUUCACUUUUAUUUCCUGAAGUCUGCUUUGUGCCAAAGUUACUCAUCUUGCUUUUGAUUCUUGUCUUAAGAGUCCUGAGCAACAAACCUGUCCAGGGAUUCGUAGGGAACACAUUUCUGGACUACAACAGGAAUUUAGGGAAGUAAAAAAUCUUUGCAGGUUGAUUUUUCUGAAACGUGAAGCCUCUCUAAACUGAUUUAGAGUCUGUUACAGUGUCUGCAGCCGGCUUAGUGGGUAUAGAAACGAGUCAAUACCUGGUAUUUCUUUGCUUGUUUACAAGCAAACAUCAGUGUUUUAUUUUGUUAGAUGACUUGGAGGAUUUUUCGUUUUUACUUCAGCGUCUCAUCCCUCCUCUUCAGAGAAUCCUUUAAUUUCCCAACUCUAGAACACCUGCUCUUUUCUCCCAUGUUUGUGUGCAUUUUUAACCUUUUCUAUUCUUAUCUGUAGUGGUUUUACUCCAGCUGAGGUCAAUAUGAAGGUCAUGCUCGUUGUGACUAAUGAAACGCAGGUUAGGGUUUAAAUUUAAACUUAUUGAUUGUAAAAAAAAAAAAGAAGAAGAAGAAGAAAUUUUAAGUUUCACUGAACAAGCGGGUUUGUCUCCUAUUUCACAAAUACUUUUUCUCAUUUUGAUUUUAAUACCAAAUGAUGUAUCUUAUGUGUUUCCAGGCUGUUUUUAACGUGGAUUACUCACUUAACACCGCCAUUCUCCUGCACAAUCUCUAUUAAACCAACACUCCUAUCUUUAAUACCCUUUAUAAAAGGAAUGAGCACAAUCAGAAUGAUUUUUAAGUGAAAAGUGCAUGCUUGAAUGGGUGAACGUGUCUGUUGAAUUUACGAGCACUCGUGCAGUUUCUGCACAUAAAGUAAAGCUCUUUAACCAAUGGGAUCAAAGGAGUGUCGACUGAAGCUACGAUGUCUGAUGUUGGGUUUUUCUCUCCACCUGAAGCAUCACAAGUGCCCGUACUCAUCUCAUCAAGUGCCAUCCUGCUCUUCAUUCAUUUGCAUUUCGUGGGCCUUCGUUUGACAGAGGAGUUGUGCUUUUUUUUUCUUCUUUUUCUUUUGAUCACGAUGUCUCUGCAGUGGACACUGUGCCAUCCCACCAGAUGUUAUCCAAACUGGGGAAAAAAAGUGCCUCACUGGUAGGUGUUCAAAACAAAUGACUUGUCCAAACCUGCAUGCUUUUCCACAGCUUAGACCUAGAAACUAAUGACGCAUCCUUUUGGGUUUCGGCCAAUCAAAGGGGCCAAAAUCAGGGUGGCCAUCUUUUCCUUCACAUUCCCUUUAUUUGCAUUUGUGUAGAAUGUGCAAAUAAAAUGUAACAUUUAGGCUCUUUUUUAAUUAAUUUAUUGUAAUUAGAACUGUUCCAUAUCAACUGAACACGGGUCCAUGACAAGUAAUCAGUUGUGGGUUUCUGUGGGUAAAUAUGUAAAAACUGUAUUCAUUUAUCUUCUUUAUUCCCUGAGAUGUGACCUACAUUUGCAUUCUGAAUGCCCCCUCAAAAAAUCAGACUGCAGGAAAACUCCCACCUUCUUGUGUCAUUUUAUUCACUGGUGUCCACCAUUCAUUCCUUCCUCUCGCUGUCCUUGGACCAUUUUUAUUAAGCAGUCAACACUCACUCACCUUUUGUACAUAAUGUAAGGUUAUUUAUAUGUCAUUGUCGUCUGCUGCCUUGCUCUUAUUUCUUCUGCCCGUUUUAUAAGACGUAUAUUGAACUGUAUUAGGACCAUGAUGUUUUCUUUAGGCCAUUUUCCAAUUUGGUACAAUUGUCUUUAAAAAAAAGUCCCCUUUUUUAUUUGGUCUAAUUUUAUUUCUAGUGUUUUGUUAUUCAACAUUUGAAUAUAUGUAUAUAUAAUUAUAUAUGAUCAAAUUAUAUAUAAUUAUAUAAUGCCUUUAUAAGCAAGAUACUGUUCAAACUUAAUAAAUUGCUUGAGAUUUUA